AUGCCUGGCAUCUUCUCCCGUCGCAAGAAGGACGCCAAGUCCAAGAAGAACGGACUUGACGACGCAGAUUUGCUUCCGCUGAAGAAGAAAUGGGACGAUGCUUGGACCCGCAAGACGGUUGAGCCUGAGGAGGUUCGAGAGCUUCUGCACGGCUGCUGUGAAGAGCUCAAGUCUCGGGGACUCGACCAUCCCUUCUUCCUGCUUCCUUUCCGACCGACAUCGAAUCCCAGUGCCGUCCGCACGUUCAUCCGAAACUUUUUCAGCCAAGACCCUCCGAUUAGCGGGGAGAUGCUGCUCCAGGAGCUGCGCAUGACAGAGCCCAUGGUCAUCUCGGGCGUGGUAAAAUGGUGCUGGAGUCGUCUUCACGGAGGCCUCAUUGGCUGGGAUGCGUAUGAAUUGUUCAAGGUUGGAGAACGAGACUCCAACAUGGCCCGCGAUUCGUUCAAGACGUUCAUCCCUCUCAGCGUGGAAAAUGCUGCGCGCCAACAGAUAAUCUUCGAUUUCUUUAGCCUGAUAGCGGCAGUGGCUGCCCAUGGCAAGAACAACGGCUUUGGUGGGCGCAAGCUGUCUCGUAUGGCCUCGUGGUGGGCCUUUGAUCACAACGACACUGGCAACGGUUUCGACGGCAGUUAUGGGGCGUGGCUCAGUGCUGCCGAUGCCACCAGUCAUCUCUUUUUCGCUUAUCUGAGGUCGCUUUCCCCUGAGCAAAACCCCACAGGAAUCACCAUGCUGCCCAGGUCCCUUCAGAAGCUGCUUCAGGAAACCGAGUAUCCACCACAGAGGCCGGAAUUGCUUCUGGUCAAGACCAAAAAAGUGGUCAUGAUUGUUGACACAGUUUCCCCAACCCCGUUUGCCUUGUUGCGCAGAGCGAACCACUUUCAAUAUCGUGACUCUGAUAGCGAGCUCCAGGAAUUUUCCAGCUACGAAGACCCAGUGCAGGCACUAACAGACGAAUGCCAGCGAGUUCUCAAGGCAAUUUCAUCAGCUAAUCAGUCGCAAGCGUCGAGCGCAAAGGUUUCUACGAGCUUACGAGAUGCCUCUUGGUCUCGUUUCGAAGAUAUUGGAUUCGCCAGCUCCCUGGAGGAGGAAGACGACGAUGAAGGAAGCGUUGUGCCAAAGAGAACGCAACAGCUCAAACAGUUCCAGGGGCUCCGCAACAGCCCGCUAUCUGGCGGUAACGGGCUGGCACGCCCAACUACGCCUUCGUGGGCGGACUUCUUGUCAGCCGGUUUUGUCGACGACAACCAGUCAAGGCCCAACUACCUUUUGCCUCCCGAUAAAAUUCUCCCGCCACUGUCGCCGGAUGGCCGUCAACUUAGUUCGCAAUCUCAUCAACCAAGGCUCGAGAGCGAAAGGGACGUUGAGCCGGGAGAGCUCGCCAGCAUUAGGGUUAUCGACCUGGAUGACGCUUUCUGGUGGGUGUGGAUGACCAGUCUUGCGCCAGAAGAGACCCCUGAACGCAAGUCUGCUUUUGGCAGAUGCGCUGUUGUUGAGACUUCGAUCCGUGGUUGCCGCUGGCUUGUUGUGGAGGAGAUGAUUGCGGGGGCGGCCCCGGAUGCUCAAGAAGGGGCCUACAUUGCCGAAAAGAAGGGAUUGUUCUCGUGGACGAAACGGUCCAAAACCGUCUCUCGACGCAAGAAGUCUCUCGACAAGAAUGACAAGACUGCAACGGCCAACGCCAACGACAGCAAGGCCAGCAUUGGCCCAGAUGCUCAUGCCAGAGUCCAGGCAAAGGCUGCCCAACUGAGGGCUCAGCAGGACCGAGAGGAGAACCGCCCACCGCCCGUUGUUCGCCGGGGCCGUACUGACGCCGAGUUGCUCGCUGAAAAGACUAAUAGUGUUAUGACCCUUCAGCCCAAUAUUCUGGGUGAGGCCUCCUCCGCUAUGAAGUGGGUUAAGAAGUACGACAAGGGCACCAUUAAGGAUAUGUACAUGGCCAACGAGAGCGCUGGUCGAGGAACAACUGUUUCCGAACCCAUCGAAAACCAUGAAACCUCCGGUGACAGCCUUCCCUCGCCUGCAGUGCCUCCAAAGGACAGUCUUUUGACACCGGCCGCUUCGCCCUUACCCCAUGGACACUCUGCUUUGUCAUUGGUCCCUGAGAAUGUCUUGGAAGAGGCGCGCUCUCGCUCUCCUCUUCCAGAAAAGGCUGAAACUCCUGUGCCUGCUGCUCCUGAGCAAGCAAAGGCGGAGCCCAGCCUGCCAACACCGCCCAAAGAAGAGCCCGCUGUUCGGGUUACGUCGCCUACCUUUAAUGGCAAACCCACAUCUUUCGAAGCCCCACGGAGCCCCGAGCCCACAAAACAACAAAAGGGUGGCUUCCUGAAGCUGUUUGGCCGCAAGAAGCGCACCUCCAAGAACCUGGAAGCUGUUACGACUGAUCUGAACAAGAUGCUCGAGCAGAAUGCUAAGAAGUCUAUCGAGAAGCCGAUGGCUAGUCCUGCUGUUGUCUCCCCGAUUGAGCAAGAGCCAGACACGCCAGUGGAUGGAGAGCCGAUUUACGAGCCGAUUUACGACCAGCCGGCCGACGAUGACGCCGAACACGCUGAUGCCCCUCAUGAACCAGAACCUGAUCACGAUUUCUCGAGAUUUGAUCAAGGCCCCCUGGAUGACGUACCAGCGUUUGUCCCUGAAGAUGAUGAGGAUGAAUUCGAAGAUGCAGUGCCAGCACCGAUUCCUCGUCCUGGCCGCCAGGAACCCCCCAAGUUCCCUUCAAAGCUGCCUGUGAAAGAAGGAAUCGCUCCUACUCCUGUGAACGAAGGACUCGCUCCUGGCAUCAGCCCCGGCAUUCAGGACCGCUUCGCCCAGCUCCGCAAGAAUGCGGCUGAGCGAACCGCAAACCGCCCGGAUGACUUCCCCAAGCCCACCAAGACAACUGAGGGUGAAGAUGGAGAGGAGACAAUCGAGUCUCGCGUCGCACGCAUCAAGGCCCGAGUCGCCGAGCUCACAGGCAACAUGGAGGGCACAUCGGUGCCU
Molecule: messenger RNA, 2976 nt
Organism: Trichoderma virens Gv29-8
Lineage: Eukaryota; Fungi; Ascomycota; Sordariomycetes; Hypocreales; Hypocreaceae
Exons: 6
Source: RefSeq, a predicted model, not a curated record